Messenger RNA from Symbiodinium necroappetens, 495 nucleotides. Lineage: Eukaryota; Dinophyceae; Suessiales; Symbiodiniaceae. The record is from the annotation of a GenBank genome assembly.
GUGGACAACUUCACCCAGAGCGCGCUGCUCUCUCUCCAGGAUAGGAUGGGUGCCAUCUUCACAGAACAACUGCUCCAGGAUGUGCCACCGGAUCCAUCUUGUUCACUUGCUUACAUAAUGGAGCUCACCGCAGGGAGCCUUUUUCCAGCCUGGGGCCGCUUUUCGCCUGCCUUGGCUUCCUCUUCCUCGAUGCUACAGACUUUCGCAGCAUGGAUGGAUCGAGUCCUUUCGCUGCUGGUUGAAGUUCCUGGAUCUUUGCUGUUUCAGCACACCAUGCUGAAGCUUCUGCUCUUCUAUGGCGAGAGGCCCGAAAGCGAUGCCUUCCAACUGCUGAUCGGGCAAGCACCAACAUCGGAUCGACAGCAUAGACCAGUCCAGGCCGAUCCUCCGACCCUUUGCCCCGAGAACGCUGCCAGGCGGUGCGUCCGGAGCAGGCUGCGAAGUGCUACCGGGAACUUCAGGCACUCGCAUCGUCCUCCUUGCGCUGGGUCGUGA